AUGAAACAAACAUUUGUAAAAGAUGAAGUUUAUAGACAUAGUAAUAAAAUGAAAUGUGGUUUAAAAAGAUGUUUAAAAGAGUCAACAAAUAUUGAAGACUUUCAUUAUUGUCUGGGAUGCACUGAUGAUAAAAUAGUUUGUACUUCUUGUAAAAAAGGUUAUACUGGACAAACAGAUCAUCAAACUAUACCAUAUAAAGAAUAUAAAAAAGUUACAUUUUUUUUAAAGUAUGAACAAUUCACUAAAGAUUAUCAACAUAUUAAACAAUAUAAUGAAUCAAUGGAUAGAGAUAAUAAAUUAUUAUUUAUUAAUACUUUAUCAAAGAAAAUUGAUUUUGGAAAUAAAUGGGAUUCAAUUGGGUUAUCUGAUAAUGAACCAUUUUUAGUUGUUAGUUUUAUUGGUACCAGUGGUUCAGGUAAAUCAACUACAAUUGGUCAUUUAACUAAAAAUUAUAACCAUCCAAUUCCUGGAAAUCAUGAAACUCUUUCUUCAACAUCUUCUGAUAUUAAUUCUUUUAUUGGCGAAACAAUGGGUAGUAAUAAAAAUUAUAAAUAUUUAAUAAUUGAUUCUGAAGGUAUAAAUGGAACAAAUUCUCAAACAACAAAUAAAAUAAAACUCCAAGAAGCUCAAAUAAGAACUCCAUUUAUUCAAUAUUCAUAUCCAAGAUUAUUAUAUUUGUGUUCAGAUGUAUUUGUGUUUACAUUUGAUAGCAAUGCAGGAAAUAGAGCUGAUGUUUAUGAUAGAUUAGUCCAAUAUUCUCAGGUUGCAGCCGAUAGUACCAAUAAUCCAUGCAGUCCACAUUUAAUCAUCUUAUUUAAUAAUUCCUCUAAAAAAGAACAAUAUGAUGAUAUGGCAUUCGCAAAGAAUGAAUAUUUCAAAGAUCAACAUUCACAUUUAAUCGACUUACAAUUACGUUUUCAAUCAGUAUCAAUAAUUUUCUUACCUAAUUUUAAUGAAAAAUCAAAUAAUACCUUCCAUAGAUAUCAAAGACAAUUUAAAAAAUUGGAAGAAACGAUUAGUGAAAAAGUAUUGGAAUCUUUAAAAUACAAAGAAAGCAGAAGUCCAAAAAUUUCGGUUGAAAAAUCAAGAUCAAUGCAAAAAAUUUCAAGUUUAGCUAGUUUCUUUAGUUCUAAUCCAGAUGGUUCCCCUGAUUUAAUUAAAUUAAAUUGUACUGGUAUAGUAAGAAAAUUUGAUGAAAUUUCACUUAAUGAUUAUCAAGCUCAACUACAAAAACCAUUACCAAGUACACAUAAAUUAAAACCAAUUUAUAAUAAAACUGUUCCAUCAACGUCCUUCUCUAAUAAUAAUAAUAAUAAUAUUAAUAAUAAUAAUAAUAAUAAUAAUAAUAAUAAUAAUAAUAAUAAUAAUAAUAAUAAUAAUAAUAAUAAUAAUAAUAAUAGUAGUAAUAAUAAAAGUAAUAAUAAUAAUAAUAAAAGUAAUAAUAAUAAUAAAACAAUCCCAUCAAUGCCCAUCUCUUGUAAUAAUAAUAAUAAUAAUAAUAAUAAUAAUAAUCAUAAUAAUAAUAAUAAUAAUAAUAAUAAUAAUAAUAAUAAUAAUAAUAAUAAUAAUAAUAAUAUUAGUAAUAAUAAUAAUAACAAUAAUAGUAAUAACUCUAGAGUUGUUAAUAAAUCACAUCUCUCAACACCAAUUCCGUCAUCAUCAAUUAAAAGUCUUCAUACUAUUUUUAAUUCACCACCACCUUUGCAUACUUCAAAACCCGUUGAAUUAGAAUCAAAUUUAGUUAGAGAUAGGGUCAGAACAUAUUCAGUGGGAAAUUUGAAACCAUUAAAUGAAAAUAACAGACAACCACAAACCGGAUUGUCUCCUAUCAAUAGAGAUAAAUUUACAAAUUCAAAAAAUAAUUCGGACAAUAAUUUAAAUAAUAAUAAUUAUAAUAAUAAUAAUUAUAAUAAUAAUAAUAAUAAAAAUAAUAAUUAUAAUUAUAAUUAUAAUAAUAAUAAAAAUAAUAAUAAUAAUAAUAUUAUUAUUAAUAAUAAUAAUAAUAUUAUUAAUAAUAAAAAUAAUUGUAAUGAUAAUAAUUAUUAUAAUAAUAAUAAUAUUAAUAGUAAUAUUAAUAAUAGUAAUGAUAAAAUUAUUAAUAAUAAUGAUAAAGAUUAUAAUAGUUACAUUGAUAAAUCACAACUUGAAGAAAGACCAAUAGCAGAUGAGCUUUUUCAAAUUCAAUCAUUUUUACGUCCAGAGAUUGAUGAUACUGUUCCACAAGACCAUUAUAAUAAAUAUAAUAAUGAAAAUUUACAAAAAGGACAAGUUAUUGAAUUAACACCAUCACCAUCAUAUCAAUCAUUACAAUCGCCACCACCAUCACAGCAAAGACAAAUUAGUGAAUUAAAAACAUUACCAAAUAGUUCAUCAACAACUCCAUCAUCAUCAACACUAUCAACACCAUCACCAUCUCCAUCACAAUCAUAUCAAUCAUUAGAAUUGCCACCAUCGCCAUCACCAUUACAACCACCAUCACCACAACCAUCAAAAUUAUCAAAUAGUUCAUCAACAACUCCAUCACAAUCACCAUUAAAAAGAUCACAAUCAUCACCAUUAAACACAUCUGUCAUAAAACUUGAUAAUAAUUUAAGUGAUUUACAUCUUUGUAAAUAUGCACAGUAUUUAUUAGAAUUUUUUUUAAUAAAUUAUAAUUAUUUAGUAGAGAAUAAACCAUCAUCAUCAUUAUCAAAAUGUUAUUCUGAUAGUUUAGAAAUUUUGAAAAUAAAGUUGCCAAACGUUUAUUCAAUUUUUAAGGAAACAAAUAAUAUUAAUUCAGAGUUUUCAAAAAAAUUGCAUCCAUCUUUUAAAAAGACUUUAGAUUUAGUUUCAAAAGAAAUAUUUAAGAUGGUACCAUGUAGUUCAAAGAAUGCAAAAGGUCAUUCUUGUACGAAUUAUAGAGAAACUCAUAGAAACCAUCAAUCAAAUGAAACUUAUAAAUUAUCAAAUGGUGGUUUGUUAGGAUUUUUUAAAACCGACACAUUCGUAAGGUAUAUGUGGGAUGGUGAAUUUGUGCCAUCAUUAGAAUACUUUGAUUUAUCGGUAUUUUUAAGUAAUCGUCUUACUAGUAUACCUAGAAUUCUACCAUACAAUAUACAAGGUUCAACAACAAAUCAAGGUGUUUGUUUUGGUUGUUGUUUGAAUUCGCCAUAUAUACCAUAUACAUGUGGUCAUUUAUUAUGUUUAAAUUGUUCACUUGGUAGAUUUAUUGACCAAACCCAAAAUACAUCGGACGAAGGUUGUAGAGUAAGGGGAUGUAAUGGAAAACUUUCUUGUAAGAUCAAAGAAAUCGAUAAAAUACAAACAAUGGGUGUAAGAAUAUUAUCAUUAGAUGGUGGUGGUGUAAGAGGUAUUUUACAUUGUGAUGCAUUGGAACAAAUUCAAAAACAACUAUUUGACAUUCCAAUCAUUUCUUUAUUCGAUUUAAUCGUUGGUACAUCAGCAGGAGGAUUGGUUGCAUUGGCAUUAGCAUCAACACAAAAGACUCCUGCACAAUUAAGUACAGCAAUGGAAAGUUUAUCAAAAAGUGUAUUUGUAAAACAUCCAUUCCAAUUAUUAGCUAACCUAGUAUCAAAACCAAAAUAUAGUAGAGAUAAACUAAGAGAAUCCUUCAAAACUAUAUUCCCACCUGAUGAAAAAUUAAAAAAUUCAUUCUCAAAAAUUAGAGUAGCAGUUACAUCAGUAACUCAAGAAUCUGGUAAUUUAGAGGAAUGUUUAUUUUUAAAUUACCAAAAAAAGACUAACCCAACAAGAUGUUCAGAACAAAGGAAAUUCAUUACCAAUUCAAAUGUAAUUGACGCUGCAGAGGCAACAUCAGCUGCACCAACUUUUUUCUCAAAAUUUGAAUUUAAUUAUCGUCAAUUUCAAGAUGGCGGUUUAAUCAAUAAUAAUCCAUGUAAAGUUGCAAUGAAAGAGUGUAAAGAUAUGUGGCCUGGUAGAAAUAUUGAUAUUUUGGCUUCACUUGGUACUGGUAAUUUCCCAUCACCAGAAGCAGAUUUAAAUAAUUUAUUUAGAUUUGGUGAAAAGAUUAUUAAUCUUUUAACAGAAUGUGAAAAUUCUAGGAGAGAAUCAAUUGGUUUAGAUGCAGUAGAUGAUAUUACAAUGAAUAUUUUAAAACAACAAUCUGAAAAAACUAAAAAUGAUCCAAUUAUACAUUCAAUCAUAAAGAAAUGUUUAUCAUCAUUAUUUUACAUUGACGAUUUGGUCUUAAAUCAAUCUACAAAUCAAUUAACUGGUAAUAUAAAAUGUAGGCUUGAUAAAAUUCCAAUCGAAAUUAAUAAUCAAUUUAAAAACUCAUCACCAGUAUUUAUUUUUAAUACUAAUCACUCAAAUGUUGAAAAACAAUUUAAAUAUUCAACUCCUUCACCUUUACCUCCAAAUAAAGAUUUCUCAAUUCCAUUCGUAAUUAAUAGUCCACCAGAUACUAUUGAUAUCUUAUGUACUUUAGUACCAUUGAAUGAAAUUAAAAAUGAAACUUCAAUUUCUGGCACUCCCUUUUCAAUAAAGAAUGGUAUAAAUAAUUUAUUCAUACUUUUGGAGGAUUAA
Messenger RNA from Dictyostelium discoideum AX4, 4545 nucleotides. RefSeq names its product patatin family protein. NCBI's taxonomy places the organism in Eukaryota, Evosea, Eumycetozoa, Dictyosteliales, Dictyosteliaceae. Gene Ontology annotation, biological process: lipid metabolic process; lipid catabolic process. The coding region runs from base 1 to 4545 and encodes 1514 amino acids. Gene Ontology annotation, molecular function: hydrolase activity. The record is from RefSeq and is a predicted model, not a curated record. The transcript is spliced from 3 exons. Gene Ontology annotation, cellular component: cytoplasm.